Molecule: messenger RNA, 775 nt
Organism: Lycium ferocissimum
Lineage: Eukaryota; Viridiplantae; Streptophyta; Magnoliopsida; Solanales; Solanaceae
Exons: 2
Coding region: 191-775 (194 amino acids)
Source: RefSeq, a predicted model, not a curated record
CAGAGUAGUAGUAUAUAUAGAUGUAAGCAAUAUUUCUGAAAAUUUCCUUUUUUUCCUACCCAGGACUUCUUACCUUAUCACAUUGAAAAAUAAGAACUCUAUUUGGUAUAUCUCUCUCAGAAUGCGAUAUUAAUUGUUUGUAUAACUUUUCCUGAUAGUACUAUAGUAAAGUUAUACAUUUGGCAGACACAUGGCAUCAAGAUUAAACAUCGAUCAAAUAACAACCGACACGCCAGAUUGGACUUCCAAAGUCCAAAUCGUGGACAUGAGCCGUGAGCGAGAAAGUCCUGAGAAGAAAAUCAGAUUCCAAAAUUUAAUUUUGGAAGAUGAAGAGGAGCAGCAAAUUAGGGCUGUUAUGUAUGGUGAUGAUAUUGGGCAUUAUGCAGAGAAGCUUCAAAUCUCUGAGACAUAUCUGAUUUCUGCCGCAAGAGUUCGAGUUUCGCCCACUUUAUACGGCAAACCAAUACACAAGUUUUAUUGGGUACUCGACAAAGAAACUAUAGUUGAACAUGUCAAGCCAACUGACGAGCAUGAGAAACCACUCCCACUAUCAACUAAGCUGAAUAUCACAACUUUUGACAACAUCGCUCAUAUGACUCCUCAUUCUUCUAUAGAAAUUGAUAUACCACUCCUAUCAAUUACUAGCAUGCUCAAUUAUAUAUGCUUAUACAUGUACGCACUCAUUAUAUUCCCUUAUAUCUUACUAGCAGACAUACUAGUUUUUCUACGUUGUGGCCCUCCAAAAUACGCAGGUCGCAAUCAAAACAGGUGCUGA